This is a messenger RNA of Closterium sp. Naga37s-1, 1803 nucleotides long. The record is from the annotation of a GenBank genome assembly. Lineage: Eukaryota; Viridiplantae; Streptophyta; Zygnematophyceae; Desmidiales; Closteriaceae.
AUGGCGGGGCAGACGGCGUGCCCCGACGGCAGCGCGUGCUUCAGCACGUGGAUGACGUGUGAUGGCCACGUGGACUGCGCUGACGGGUCGGACGAGAGUGACGUGGCGUGUGCGGGGAAGACGCCACCGCAGGAUGGGGCGGGGGAGGGGGAGGGGGAGGGGGAGGGAGAAGCAGAGGAGAUAAGCGAUUCUGACAGCGAUACUGAUGGAAAUCUCUCAGAAACACAGAACGAGCCAGCCACCUGCCCGCCCGGUUCCAUCUCCUGCCCCUCCUCCCCCGCCUCCUCAUCCGCUUUCUCCUGCGUGAAGGGUGCUCUCUGUGAUGGCAUCAACGACUGUCCCUUGGAAAUCGAUCCCUUUGCUCCCUCCUCCGCUCUCUCCGCCUCCUCCUCCGCCUCCCCCAUGCUCCCUUAUUCCAUCGACGAACACCCCCUUUUCUGCAGCUUUUUCACCUGCCAGCCGGGCUACCGGAAAUGUUUGAACGGGUACGUCUGCGUGAGCGACAAGCUGUGGUGUGAUGGUGUGAACGACUGCCCGAGUGUAAACCUGGUGACAGGAAAAGAUAUGUCGGCUAGAGAUGCAGCUGAGGCAAUGGCUGCUGUUCUAGCAGCAGCCGCAGCCGCACGAGCAGCAGUUUUUGCCUCUGGCAGUAAUUCAACUGCUUCUAACGGGAAUAUUGCUUAUAACGGAGCGGCGUAUAAAGGAGCGGUGCCUGCGGCGACUGCAGCGUCUGCGGUUUAUACGGAGGAUGAGAACCCGGCCAUGUGUGCCAAACACGUGUGCGCUGAGGGCACGAUGCGCUGUGCCGUGAACAGUAAAUGCUUGGACGCCGCCCGGUGGUGCGACGGGAUCAUCGACUGCCCCGUUACCAAAAAAGGAAACGUUACCGUAAAGGCCAUCCCGAGCAGCAGCAGCAGCAGUGGGAAGGGGAGUGCAGUGGUAACAGGGGAGGAUGAGGAUCCGGGUGUGUGUGCGAGGUGGAGCUGUCCUGAUUGGGGCAGGAAGUGCAGCAACGGAGUGCAGUGUGUGGCUCGCGAGCACUGGUGUGAUGGCGUCUCUGACUGCCUUCCAUCCCCCUCCUCCUCACCAUCCCUGCCAGCAGCAGCAGCAGCAGCAACAGUGCCAGCGCCAUCAACAUCAGCAUCGGAUUCACCAGAGCCGUUCAACGAUGAGGAUCGCGCCAUGUGUGCGGCGCUGGUGUGCCCCGAGGGCCAGCGCCGGUGCCGCAACAGCUGGCAGUGCCUGGCGGAGCGCCGGUGGUGCGACGGCAGCAGCGACUGCAUCCACCCGGACAGCGCGAGCAACAGCAGCAGCAGCAGCAGCAGCAGCAGCAGCAGCAGUGACAGGAGUCCAUCUGGUGACAAGCAGCAGCUUGCUCCAGGGGACGAGGACCCGGUGUUCUGCCGCUCCUUCCGCUGCCCCGCAGGCAUGGGCAAGUGCCGCACCGGGCUGCAGUGCGUGCCGCUCAUACAGGGAGGUGGGAUUGACGCGUCCAAGUGCCAAGGUGCUGCCACUGACAGUGUUGACCCACAGGAUGCGGGCAGCAACAGCGACUCGCCAUUGGACCCUGGGAAUGGGGCUGCUGACCCGGGCAGCCAAGAAACGGGCAGCAAGAAAAAAGGCAAAGGGAAGGGGAAAGGCGGUGGCGGUGCAAAAGGCGGGGCAGGAGGGGGAGGUGGGGGAGGGGGAGGGGGAGGAGGAGGGAAGAGUGGUGGCGGAGCUCUAAAGAAGGCAGCAGAUGCUGUUGUGAAAGGACUCAAAGGCAAAGGCAGGAAGGGGAAAGGCAAGGGGAAAAAGGGAUGA